AUGCUUCUCCUCUCGUGGCAGCUCCGCGUCUUUCUUGGCGCCACCAGCCUCGUGCUGCUCUACGAUCUCAUCGUCCUGAUCGCGCUCGGGUCCUCGUACAUGUUACCGUACCUUCCGGGCGCCGUGUCGCUCUCGUGCGCUGGCGCCAGCCUCGUCGUUUGUUUCCUCUCUCUUGUGUACGUCUUUCGCGCGUCCAAGCUGGCGACGCUCAUGCCGCUCAUAUGGCUGAGCUUGCUGCACGUCGCGCUCCUCACGGCCAUCGCUGUCACUGCCUUUAUGUGCGCGCAUGACGUCGAGCCACUUCUCCAGCGCGCUACCAGCGACCGUGCCUUCCUGAAGGUCAUGAUGUUCGACGGAGCCUACCCAUCAUUCACAUAUGUCUGGUAUGAACCGGAUGAUUUCAAGUGCCCAUCAACGGCCGACAAGGACAUGGCACUCAAGCAGCGCUUUUACGAAGCGUACUGCGCCAAGCGCGGUCAUGUCUACUGCGACAGCUUCCCGAUGCGCGCCGUCCUUCGGUUCGGGCUCAUCAACGCGACGUCCGGUACUACUGUGCGGCUUACAAGCGCCUCGGUCAACUCAACCUUCUUUGACGUCCCGAUGACCAACUCGACAACGCUGACCAACUUUUGCGACCAAGUGGCGCCAAGUGUCUUGACGGCCGAGCCGACGUUGAGCGCGCUCUGCGACGGCUGCCAACGGAUGCACGAGACGUCUGCGUUUGGCGACUGGAUCGAUGACAACUGCGAAUCGAUCUCGUGGAUCGAUACUUUUUCGACCUUCUGCAUUUCGUACCGCAGCCCGAAGGUCUACCCGGAGCUGAGCCCCGCGUGCCGCUACGCCAUGAUGAAGCCACGACAUAGCUCGACGUUCGCGGAUGUGUGCUACAACGGAUCAUUUAGCGCCAAGGUUCAACGCGAUGCAAAUGCACUAGCGGCCUCAGCGGUCGCGCUGGGCGUGAUGAGCCUCGUCGUCGCGAUUGUGCUUGGUCGACUCCAAGGCUCGCGGGAUACGGUGGACGAAGAAGACGCACUGAUGUUUGAAGCCAUGACGCAACCAUCACCAGCGACGACCAUCGAGUAG
Saprolegnia parasitica CBS 223.65 is the source of this 1083-nucleotide messenger RNA. RefSeq lists its product as hypothetical. NCBI's taxonomy places the organism in Eukaryota, Oomycota, Saprolegniomycetes, Saprolegniales, Saprolegniaceae. The transcript has a single exon. The coding region runs from base 1 to 1083 and encodes 360 amino acids. The record is from RefSeq and is a predicted model, not a curated record.